Messenger RNA from Betta splendens (Siamese fighting fish), 804 nucleotides. Its product is annotated as hemoglobin subunit beta-2-like. The record is from RefSeq and is a predicted model, not a curated record. Gene Ontology annotation, biological process: oxygen transport; hydrogen peroxide catabolic process. The transcript is spliced from 3 exons. NCBI's taxonomy places the organism in Eukaryota, Metazoa, Chordata, Actinopteri, Anabantiformes, Osphronemidae. Gene Ontology annotation, cellular component: hemoglobin complex; haptoglobin-hemoglobin complex; blood microparticle. Gene Ontology annotation, molecular function: oxygen carrier activity; heme binding; peroxidase activity. Bases 69 to 512 code for a protein of 147 amino acids.
AAGUUGCGUCUGGUGCCAGAGGAGACAGGAGCUUCUGACUCGCACACAGACAUCUCACACCAGACAAAAUGGUCCAGUGGACGGACUUCGAGCGCGCCACCAUCAAGGCCAUCUUCGCCAAGAUCGACUCUGCAGUCGUCGGUCCUGCGGCUCUUUCCAGGUGUCUGGUCGUUUACCCCUGGACUCAGAGAUACUUCGGGAAGUUUGGAAACCUCUUCAACGCCGACGCAAUUAGAUCGAAUCCCAAUGUGAUCGCCCACGGGAAGGUUGUCCUGGACGGUCUGGCCCGGGCCGUGCAGAACCUGGACGACAUCAAGGCCACGUACGCAGAGCUGAGCGUGCUGCACUCCGAGAAGCUGCAGGUGGACCCAGACAACUUCAAGCUGCUGGCCGACUGUGUUUCCAUUGUGGUUGCUGCUCAGCUGGGUAAAGACUUCACCCCUGAGGUGCAGGCAGCUUUUCAGAAGUUCUUGGCCGUGGCGGUGUCCGCGCUGGGGAAACAGUACUACUAGAGACCUGCAGCAGAAGACGAAACCCUCACACUCUCUGUUCAUAGACGAAAAUGCAAUAAAUAACAUUUAACAACAAAAGUUGUUUUGUGUAAAUAUAUUCAAGCAAUGUACAAAAGGUCUUAAAAAAACAUCAUCUAAUAAAUAUUGGGAACAUCCUAAAUUACUCAUUAAUCAUUCAUUCAUUCAAUUAUUACAAGCAUGCAUAUAUAAAAAAGAAAAACAAAAACAUGGUUAUUAGUGAUAACAACAGUCAUUCGUCUCUAUCAUUCACAUCUUACAUGCUUGAAAGGGA